This is a messenger RNA of Nylanderia fulva, 1023 nucleotides long. RefSeq names its product muscle-specific protein 20. Gene Ontology annotation, molecular function: actin filament binding. Gene Ontology annotation, biological process: actin filament organization. Lineage: Eukaryota; Metazoa; Arthropoda; Insecta; Hymenoptera; Formicidae. Gene Ontology annotation, cellular component: actin cytoskeleton. The record is from RefSeq and is a predicted model, not a curated record.
CGCGAUGGAGGGCACUCUUUUUGUGCUUGAGCUCAAGAGUCGGUGAAAAGCUGAGAGCUGUUGAAACGCGGUCGCGAAAUUUCGGAGAAGCACACGAGUUACGCAAAUUCGCCAUGCCUGGACGCCCACUUUGGCAAGUUGCUGGCAAGCGUGAGGCAAGCCAAGAAGCAGAAGCUCAACAAUGGAUCGAAGCUGUAAUUGGUGCAAGAUUUCCACCCGGAUUGAGUUACGAGGAUGCUUUGAGGGAUGGUGUCAUCUUCUGCAAGCUCAUGAACAAAUUGCAGCCCGGCCUGAUCUCCAAAAUUAAUACAUCCGGUGGCGAUUAUAAGAUGAUGGACAACCUGAAUCAAUUCCAAAAAGCCUGCGUAAAAUAUGGCGUACCUGAUGUCGAUCUCUUCCAAGCUGUUGAUCUGGUGGAACGUAAAAAUAUCGCUCAAGUGACGAACACCAUCUUCGCCAUUGGACGGACGACGUACAAACAUCCUGAAUGGCGCGGUCCUUGGUUGGGUCCGAAACCAGCGGAGGAAAACAAAAGAUCCUUCACAGAGGAGCAAUUAAGAGCCGGCGAGGGACUUAUCGGCUUGCAAGCUGGAACUAAUAAAGGAGCUACUCAAGCCGGGCAAAAUUUCGGAGCUACGAGAAAGAUACUUCUUGGAAAGUAAUUGAUAGAAGUUGCAUUUUUUUAAUUGCUGCUAGAAAUUUUCUGUUCGACAAAAGGUAAUCUUUUAAAUAAAUAUACAUAUAAAGACAUCGCUAUAUGUGAAAUUAUAUCAUUAGAUUUGUGCACUCAAUACUUUUGCAAAAGGACACUGCGUUUUACAAUUUUUCUUUGUUAGAAUACAUAUACUCUGUAAAAGAAAACUGAAAUAAUUUUUUCCGUUGGAAAAAACAAAUGAGUGAUAUAUGUAUACGUAUCUGACACAACAUUUAUUCUGUGUUUAGUAUAUCUAUUUGACGUGAAUGUAUUUAACAAAGUAAUAAUAAGUAAUAUAUAAUAAUACUUAUACAGUUUGACAAUGUAAA